AUGGGUCGUCUUCACAGCAAAGGCAAAGGCAUCAGCGCCUCGGCGAUCCCCUACUCGCGCUCUGUGCCCACCUGGUUCAAAUCCACCCCGGAGACUGUGGUUGACAACAUCUGCAAACUCGCACGGAAGGGUGCGACUCCGUCGCAAAUCGGUGUUGUGCUGAGAGAUAGCCAUGGUGUCGCGCAAGUCAAAGUCGUCACUGGUAACAAGAUUCUGAGAAUCCUGAAGUCGAACGGCCUGGCACCAGAAAUACCCGAGGACCUCUACUUCUUGAUCAAAAAGGCUGUCGCCGUCCGCAAGCACCUUGAGCGCAACCGAAAGGACAAGGACUCCAAAUUUCGACUCAUCUUGAUCGAGUCUAGAAUCCACCGUCUGAGCAGAUACUACAAGACUGUCGGUGUCCUCCAACCAAACUGGAAAUACGAGAGCGCCACGGCAAGCACCAUGGUGGCAUAG
This is a messenger RNA of Fonsecaea pedrosoi CBS 271.37, 456 nucleotides long. RefSeq names its product 40S ribosomal protein S13. The coding region runs from base 1 to 456 and encodes 151 amino acids. NCBI's taxonomy places the organism in Eukaryota, Fungi, Ascomycota, Eurotiomycetes, Chaetothyriales, Herpotrichiellaceae. The record is from RefSeq and is a predicted model, not a curated record. The transcript is spliced from 4 exons. Gene Ontology annotation, biological process: translation. Gene Ontology annotation, molecular function: small ribosomal subunit rRNA binding; structural constituent of ribosome. Gene Ontology annotation, cellular component: cytosolic small ribosomal subunit; nucleolus; ribosome.